Panicum hallii is the source of this 1535-nucleotide messenger RNA. Its product is annotated as peroxidase 57-like. Lineage: Eukaryota; Viridiplantae; Streptophyta; Magnoliopsida; Poales; Poaceae. Gene Ontology annotation, cellular component: plasmodesma; plant-type cell wall. Gene Ontology annotation, molecular function: heme binding; peroxidase activity. The transcript has 4 exons. The coding region runs from base 242 to 1216 and encodes 324 amino acids. Gene Ontology annotation, biological process: response to oxidative stress; hydrogen peroxide catabolic process. The record is from RefSeq and is a predicted model, not a curated record.
ACAGAGAGGGAGGGAGAGAGAGGCGCAGAGGAGAGAGAACUCGAAAGAAAGAGAGGAGAGAGAGCCGCACACCAGUAAUCUCCCUGCCAAUCGAAGGCCUGAAGUGUUAUAGGCUGCACAUGCACUGUGCUGUGCUGGCCAAGGAUACAGUUCAGUUCUAUUCUUUCUCCAGUACGGUCAAGAUCGAGUAUACUACUUCAGCUAGCUGUAGUAUAGUGUAGCCACCGACGGCCGACCGGAGAUGCAGCCGGCCCGCCCAGCCGCGCUGCUCGCCGCCUUCAUCAUGGUGCUGGCCUCCGCCGUGAGCUGCCGCGCCCAGCUCGCCAACAGCUACUACGCCGGCAAGUGCGGCAACGCCAGCGUGGAGACCAUCAUCCAAGACGCCGUCAAGGCCCGCCUCGCCUGGGACAAGAGGAUGGUCGCCGGCCUCCUCCACCUGCUCUUCCACGACUGCUUCGUCGCCGGGUGCGACGCGUCGAUCCUGCUGGACGGGCCCAACACGGAGAAGACGGCGCUGCAGAACAACGGCCUCUUCGGCUACGACUUGAUUGACGACAUCAAGACGACGCUCGAGAAUGCGUGCCCCGGCGUUGUCUCCUGCGCCGACAUCAUCGUCGCCGCAACAAGGGAUGCCGUUGGCAUGUGCGGAGGGCCGAUCUACCAAGUGCAACUGGGAAGAAGGGACGGCAUGGUGUCACAAGCGUCCAUGGCGAGCAUUCUGCCAGGCCCCAACGUCGACAUCCCCACCGCCAUUGAUCUAUUCUCCAAGAAGGGCCUCAACAGCUUCGACAUGGCCAUCCUGAUGGGCGCGCACACGGUUGGGGUGACACACUGCUCGGUGAUCCACAACCGGCUGUACAACUUCAACGGAACGGGGUUGCCGGACCCGGCCAUGGACCCGCUGUACGUUUGGAUCCUGUCGACGUUCGCCUGCCCCCAGGGCCAGGCCUUCGACAACAUCGUCUACCUCGACGACCCCUCCAGCAUCCUCCUCGUCGACAAGAGCUACUACGCGCAGAUCAUGAAGCGCCACGGCGUGCUCUCCGUGGACCAGGCGCUGGGCGACCACAGCUCCACCGCGUGGAUGGUCAACUUCCUGGCCACCACCGACUUCUUCCCCUCCAUGUUCAGCUACGCGCUGAACAAGCUGUCCGCGCUCGACGUCCUGACCGGCAACGCUGGCGAGAUCAGGAGAAACUGCCGGAGGACCAACUGAUCGAUCUGGCAGAUGAUCGGUAUACACAAAACUAGGUUAAUUACCAGCAGUAGUGGCUGGCUGGAUAGACCGGCAGCUGCUGCAAGAAACAGAGAAAAGAAAGAGGAGAAGAGCAUACAUGAUGGCUACCUACAAAACGAUUGAUGAGGCAUUGUCAGUGAUAGCAUAUGGUCUUAUACCAUAGUUAAUUGAGUAAAGAUUCAAUUUACUGGAGUAGUACAAGGAUCAGUUUUUUCUUCGUGUGUGUACUUUGAUUCUUUUGUACGUGGCUCGUAUAAAAAUAAACGUUCCAUGCAUAAUGUAAUAGUACACUAGCUAG